Messenger RNA from Blepharisma stoltei, 864 nucleotides. Lineage: Eukaryota; Ciliophora; Heterotrichea; Heterotrichida; Blepharismidae. The record is from the annotation of a GenBank genome assembly.
AUGGAUAUUAAAGAAAUUGUUAAAACUGUCAGAGUACCAUUAAUUUCAAGGUGUGGAAAAACCUUAACUUUUUCUCAAUCUCACAAAUAUGGAAAAAGUAAGGCGCAUCAUCUUCAGAAAUCGUUUAGUCAUAGUGAUUUGAAAAAAGAAUUGGUUCGAGUAAGAACAGAAAUGAGACUCUUGGAGAAAGAAAACUCGGAGAGAGGCGAAAUGACGUCAUCUUUUAAAUGUCCGUCGAGAAAUCAAAGAGAAAGGGUAUUUUCAAGCAAGAAUGAAGAAAUUCCUCCAGCUACCAAGUAUAAUCCCCUUUUUACGCUUGUUAAGCCUAAAGUAAAAGGAGGAUACUUAGGGCGGCCAAAAAGUGCAAGUCCCAAAAAGCAAAGAAUAAAUUUGCCUAUCUGCCUAAAUCAUGAAUUAGACUGCAAAUAUCCUAUAAAGCCCGCAAUAAAAUCUUAUUCUAUUGCAAAUGGGAUGGAAUUGAGCGAAUAUGAAAACUUAAUUCAAAAGGUUUCGAGAAUAAAAAAACAUAGAACACCAGAAACUCAAAAACUGCAUACCCCAGAAGUAAAUUUCAACAAGCAAAUUGAAAGAAAAUAUAUCCCAUUAAAUUUAGUACACGAAUCUCGGUUUGAGCUUAAAAGAGAUCCAUUUCCAAGAAAUUCUUCUCCAAACUUUGCAAAAUCAUUAGAAAGGAAACAAUCUGUUGCCAAAGAUGAUUUUAGGGCUUAUCAGCCUAAGUUUGAAGCCAUCUAUAAAAAAACAACCCAAGAUAUCGACUUCAGCAAGAUGAGCCCUAGGCUCCCAACUUUUGACAUGAAAUCAAAAAACUUUGAUUAUACUGUGUCAACAGCAAUUACUAAUUAA